AUGCCAGCAGCAAAAGAGAAGCCCCUUGUCGUGGCCAUGGCGCUGUCCGGCGCCGGCCACGCCAUCCCCGUGAUGCGCGCGGCCGCCCACCUCGCCUCUCGCGGCUUCGAGGUCUGGUUCGUCACGGCUGCCGAUAUGGAAUCCUCAGCGCUUUCAUCGGGCAUCGCCCGCUUCUUCCCCGCCCCGAGCCCCUUUGCGUUACACCCGGACCUCAUGGCCGGCUACACGGACCUGCCCGAGGGUCCCGCCCGGCUGGAUUUUGUCUUCCGCAACGUCUUUCUCCGCGACACGAAGCACUACGCCGACGCGCUGCGGACUGCCCUGGAGACGGCCAGGAGGGAAAUUCCCGGCAGGAGGGUCGUCGUGCUGCAGGACAUGUUUGCGGGCGGGGCGCUGCCGUUCAUACACGGCGCGCCGGUUCCAACCGGGUAUGAGGACGAUGCGUUCCCGCCCGUGGUUUCGCUCAACGUGUCGAUACUUUUCUGCACCAGCGCUGAUGCGCCGCCGAUCGGGUUCCCUGUCGAUCCGGUCGGGCACGAAGGGGAGGAGAUGCUGAAGCUGCAUAGGGAGUUCAACGCCGUUACGGCAGAGACGCGGGCAAUGCUCAAUAGGAUUCUGGGCGAGAUGGGCUGCACGAGGCGGGUCGAGGCGCUGGCGGAUGCAUGGCUGGAGGGUCCCGAUGUGACGCUGCAGCUGUGCAGUCCGAGUUUGGAGUACAGGCGGCGUGAUCUUAGUCCCAGGAUCAGAUUCGUUGGGGGCCUGCCGCUUCCUGAGGGCAAAAGCGGCGUGAUGCCGGAUUGGCUUCGGGAUCAUGUGGAGGCACAGGGCGACUCGCAGGCGGACGGUCGGGGAAAGAGGAGGAGGCUUGUGUUCGUGACGCAGGGAACCGUAGAUAUCGACCAUAGCGAGCUGUUCAUCCCUGCUCUCCAGGGAUUGGGGGCAAGGGAGGACCUUUUUGUUGUUGGUGUUCUUGGGAAAAAAGGUGCCAAACUCCCAGAUAGUGUGGAAAGCAGCUUGCCGUCUGCCAACGUCAAGGUGCUGGACUACUUUUCUUAUAAUGACAUUCUGCCGCACGCAGAUGUUUUUAUUACAAACGGCGGCUACGGCGGCUUUAUGCACGGGGUAAUGAACGGAUCCCCCAUGAUCAUUGCCGGGACAAGUAACGACAAAGCAGACGUGGCCAACCGCAUGGAGAACGCAGGCCUGGGAAUAAACCUCAGAACGGCGACACCAACCACGGAGCAAAUUUCCGCUGCUGUCGAUCAGAUUCUGUCGGAUGCUUCUUACAAGCAGAGGGCUCUGGAAAUCAAGAAGGAGAAUGAAGAAAUGGAUUCCUUUGGGAGGAUCGAAAAGGCCGUGUUAGAAGUUGCACGCUGAGCAGCAAGCCCUGCACCCGCACAGUAAUUGUGCUGUAUACUAUGUUCCACUCAUGUAUUCUACGACUAACGAACCCCUUGACUCAAUAAUGAUACAUCAUCUCCU
Molecule: messenger RNA, 1482 nt
Organism: Pyricularia grisea
Lineage: Eukaryota; Fungi; Ascomycota; Sordariomycetes; Magnaporthales; Pyriculariaceae
Exons: 2
Coding region: 1-1377 (458 amino acids)
Molecular function (GO): UDP-glycosyltransferase activity
Source: RefSeq, a predicted model, not a curated record